AGUAUUUAAACAAACUUAAAAGUAUAAUAUAAAUUCUGGAUGUUUUUAUAUAUAUUAAAUCUAUAAAUAAUUAAUAUAUAUAAGUAUAUAAAUCUAUUUUGGAUACCCAAAAUACUUCGGUUCGGAUCGGAUUAGGUUUCAGUUCUUCGAAUAUCAAAAUUUUGAAUAAUUCGGAUAUUCAAUAAAUUUUGGUUUGGAUUUGGUAGUACUUAUUCGGAUUGGAAUCGGUUUGAUUCUUCGAAUUCAAGUUUUUUGUGCAACCAUAAGUAAUGACAUAAAAAAACAAAUAGCAUCAUAUUUAAAAAAAAAAAAUAUAUUUGCGUCAAAAUCUAAGUACAUAAUUGAAUCAAAUGUACAUUUUACAAUUUGAAUAGAAGAAUUUUCUAUUUUUCUAGCCUAUGUGCUUACUAAUUAAUUUUGAAUCAAAUUUAACCAGUUAAAUCACAUUUUCAUGAUUUAUGACUUUGUAUUUAGAUUUGUUUUCCAUACUAAUACAAGUAUUUUACCCAUUUAGUCGAUGCAAGCGAAGUAAUUAAUUUAGUUUUCCGUCUGAACGAAGGUUCAUCUUAAUGGCAAAUAAGUUUGGAUAGUUUAACUUUAACAUCUUAAAUGGAAUAUUAACUCGCAUGGAAGACCAGCGACAAAUAAUUCAUUUGUGUUAGUAUUUACCAGAAUAAUUAACUCAUUACGAUUUUACCAAAAAUAUAUUGUAUAAUACAGUAGAGAAACUAAGAAGUAUACUCCCUGAAACAAGACAAAAUAAUAUAUAUAUAUAUAUUCUAAAACUGAUGGAUUACUUUCCCACAAACAAUUAACAUACCAUUAAUAUCCUUAUCAAAAUGAACAAAAUCAUUAUUCUUAAAUUUCUAUUAGGCAUUAAAAGCAUCUUGCCUCUUAAAUUUUCCGUACAAUAUGUUCGACUUCUAUAUAUGAUAAGACAUAUGUACAUACAUAAUUUUAUAGAACAUAUUUUUUCUAAAAUUCUAAAAUAAAUUCAUGCAUGUUGACAUAUGGCUAAAGCUAUGCAUUUCACCAUUAUCAUAUUAACUAUGAUUAGGCAUCGGCACAGAGCAGUUAUCCAGAAAAAUUUUACUAUCCGUGAUCCGCUUCGUCCCGUACAAAUAUUUAAGUUUUCGAUCUGUUUCGAUCCAUAAGAUUUUAAAUAUUCGUUAGUUCGAAUAUUUGUGACAAUUUCAAUUAUUCGCGGACUAUCCAAUACGUUUCGUAAAAAAAUAGAAAUAAAUUAAAAUUAAUAAUUAUUAAAUAAUAAAAUAUCUAAAAUAAUAUAAAAUAAUAAUAUAUAAUUAAAAAAUUAAAAAUAUUUACUUAAAAAAUUAAUAACUAAAAUAAUUAAUCUAAUAAAUUAAAAAUUAAAAUAUAUAAUUAUUAAAUAGUUUGUAUAUAUAAUAAUUUAAAUAUAUGUAUAUAUAUGCAUAUAAUUAACGGAUCGGAUAUUCGUUCCUAAAUUUUUUAGUAUUUGUGAUUUGAUUUGUCUCUUACGGAUAUUGCAUAGUAGUAUUUGCUUUUGAUUUGUAGAGUUACGGAUAUCCAGAUUUGUUCAAAUCAAGAUGAAUAACGAAUCAAAUCAGAUUUACGGAUAUUUUUCCCAAACCAAAUUAUAAUGAUAUCAACAAACAUGGAAAAUAUAAUUUCUCAAAUAGAAGGAUGUCAUCAUCAUAAAAAAAAAGGCUGGCUUCAUGCAUAUCCUAUAUCUUGCACACAAAAACUUGUAAAUAUAGGCUUCGAAUGUUUUAAUCCGCCUCGUAUCGCACCGCUAACAAAAAUCUUUACAUAUACCAUAUAUCUAUAUGUUUUUAUAACGGUUAGAACCGCAUCGCAGUUGAACCGCUUGUUCCGCACCACUUAAUCAAAUGUUACCAUUCGGAGCCAUAAUUUUACCAAGAAAAAAAACUUGUAUAUAAAUAGUUCAAUAUAUGUGUCUUAGCUUCUCCAUAUCAUAUCUCUCCCUCUAAAUCUCAAUCCUUUUGCAGAAAAUGAAUGGUGGAUUUGGCAUGAGAAAAGAUCUCACUCGAGUUUCAAACCCCCUAGAAUGUUCUCUUUGUCAGAGAAUCUUCUUCACACCUCAAGACCUAAUCACACACACCAACACUUUUCACUCCAAUCAUCAUUACUCCAACUUCUCAUCAUCUGCCGCUGCCCCCGCACCUGCCACCUUCCGCCACUACCCGAACCUUAACCGUAACCCUAAUCCUGCUUUCCCGGCAAUGAAUCGUUCUGACUUGAACAAUUACCGUAGUGGUCCUACAGAUGAACAAGGGAGGCUUCUCAAAGGAUCUGCGGCAAUGACUCCGACUAGAAACACUAACGUUUUGUUUGGGCAGCAGGAGAAGCCGAAGCUGAUGGAUCUCUUUCCGACGAUGCCAUCGGAAGGCUUACGUACGCUUCCGCUUCUUAGCCAGCUGGAGGAACGGACACCGCAGGAUACUGCGACGGAGCAAGGCGGGGCCAUCUCGAGUUCCAUCGACUUGACGUUAAGGCUGGGUUUUUCUUGAUAUCAAACAAGCAAAAUAUGAUUCUGGAUAAGAGAAACUAGGGUUCUUGAUGAAAACCAUUAAUAUGUUGUUGUUGUAGUUGUUGUUAUUGUUGUUGUUGCUGCUGCUGUUUCUGUUGUUGUUGCUGUUGGAAUGAUUAUUGUAAUAUCUAUUUUAUUUUCCUAUAAUUAAGGUGUUCUUAUGAAAACCUUUCAAAAAAAUAAAAUUUAAGGUGUUUUUCAUUUUGCAUAAUAUCUUGGCCCUAAUAUCUUCUUGUUUCUAUAUAUUAAUGAUUGUCAGACGAGAACCUGAUGGGACGAUUUGAUCGAAUAUUUGCUUUAAGAUGUGUUGGCAUAACAAGUGAAGAAAAGUUAUAUAACUUAUAUUUAUUUUUCUAUUCCACCAUGGUUUGUGUUUUAUGUAAGUUGUUGCAGUAGUAGUAUCAAUGCGACUAAUGCGACUUGUAAGUUGUUGCAGUGGUAGUAUCAAUGUGACUUGAGAAAAAUCGAGCUACCUCAAGAAUAAAGAAUUACUACAACAUUUAUUAGUAAGUGUAAGUCUAACUCACACCAAGAAACUAGUUUAAUGCACUUCUGAAAUUUCUAAACACUUAUAUACUGGUCUAGUACUCUCUAAAGUACAGUUGUGUGAUUGUUUGAUAGAGUUUGAGUUUUCGGCCUUAAUCUUUUUUCUAGAUUCAGGACCAGCCGUUGCGAAUACCUUAUGAUAGCCUUAAAGACAUAACAAACCAGUAACUAGCGUUAAACCACUAGUUCAAUGCACUUCUGAAAUGUGAAAUCAUUUUGCAAUUACAAUUUCUUCAUUCUAGUAAUUGUUUCUCCAAAUUAAUUCAAAUUAAGUCAUCUCUGCUUUAUUCUUUCGACUAGCAUGACUGCUAAUUCUGAUCGACUUGAAACAGGUGUGUGUGCAUGCAUGUGUAUAUAUGUAAGUUGUUGUCUUUUGUAACUAUCAGUGUGUUAGUGGUCAUGUAUGUCUCCUUAGUCCUUUCUCUCUACCCGGGAAAUACUCUCGUCGACUAGUUUUAAUUACUUUAUUUACCCAUAGAGAAUUGAGUAAACUGCAUCUAAUUAAAAAACAAAUUGUUUAAAAAGACUUGAAAAAGUCUUUUUGUUGGCAAAUUAAAUAUAGUGCUCUCCUUCUUCUUCACAACCAAGAAUGUGUCCGAAACCUAAUCUCUGAUUCUCUCUCUCCCUGUUUCCAACUUUUUUCUCUUUCGUUUAUCUUUCUCUUCAGAAGAAAUGAAAAUCAAUGGAUAAAGGUUUAAAUUCUAUGAUCUCGUUAGAUUCCUUGUUAAGUCGAACGUUUUUAAAUGGUUUUUUACAGAAAACGCUGAUUUGCUCUACAAGUCAGGGCUUGGCGCAUUCACAGUGUUGCAGCAUCUGAACUUCUAACAGAAAAUCAUGACGACCGUGAAAGGCCUUCUUAAAGGUCUUCGCUACAUUACUCAGAUUUUCGGUUAGUCUCAUCUCAUCAAUAAUUCACAACAUUUUGACGUUUCUUGUUGCACAAGUCAGAUCUUUAUAUGAUAAAUUUUAUAAUUUCAGAUGAAGAUAAAGACCAAGAUAUCCAGAUCGGGUUUCCCACCGAUGUAAAGCAUGUUGCGCACAUCGGAUCCGACGGUCCUGCAGCCAAUAUGCCAAGCUGGGUAUAAUUUGUACAUUUCUAAGUAUUUAUCCGCAUAUAGGGCUAGAUCUAGACACGACAAGAUGAAACAUUCGACUUGGCUUCCGAAUAAUAGAAAAAUAUUAUACAUAGAUUGCAUGCAUGGCUUAGAAAUUAUCAAAUAAAAAAUUAUUAAGUAACAUAAAAAUGUUUAUGGCCCUUAAAUCUCAGAUCUCGUCGUAUUAAUUAGUAUAA
Messenger RNA from Brassica rapa (field mustard), 4370 nucleotides. RefSeq lists its product as uncharacterized. The record is from RefSeq and is a predicted model, not a curated record. Lineage: Eukaryota; Viridiplantae; Streptophyta; Magnoliopsida; Brassicales; Brassicaceae.